GCGGAGGGCGAGGGGCCGGCGGCGGCGGCGGAGGGCGCGGGCGUGGCGGCCGGGUGCCGCGUGGCGGCGGACGGCGCCGUCAACUGUUCCUCGGCCGUGUACCGCAACCCGCGCGUGUGGCGCCACCGCAACCGAGAGGUGCAGGAGGAGAUCCGCCGCCUCAAGAUGCAGCUGCUCGCCUUCGAGACGCGACCCGCCCACGCGUCCUACGACGCCAGCCUGGAGGAGGAGGACGACGAGGAAGACGAGGACGACGAAGAGGACGAGGAGGACGACGGUAGCGACGACGAGGAGGACGACGACGAUGGCAGCGAGGACGCGGACGACGACGAGGAGGACGAGACGACGGAGGCGGCCGGCGCCGGGGAGGAGGACGAGGACCGGCCGAGGCACGAGAACGCCACACGGCCCUCCGUCGCGGCGGGUCGCCGCCGCCGGCCGCCCACGGCGGGGCCGCUGCCGCUGCCGCUGCCAGGCCGCAACAUCGAAGAGGAGACCAACGACUACGAGCUGACGACGGACCGCGAGCGGCCGCGCGCGCCCGACCCGGACAUC
Gryllus bimaculatus (two-spotted cricket) is the source of this 555-nucleotide messenger RNA. The record is from the annotation of a GenBank genome assembly. Lineage: Eukaryota; Metazoa; Arthropoda; Insecta; Orthoptera; Gryllidae.